Messenger RNA from Colletotrichum paranaense, 387 nucleotides. RefSeq lists its product as uncharacterized. The transcript is spliced from 2 exons. The record is from RefSeq and is a predicted model, not a curated record. The annotation marks the transcript as partial. NCBI's taxonomy places the organism in Eukaryota, Fungi, Ascomycota, Sordariomycetes, Glomerellales, Glomerellaceae.
ACUCCAUUCCGUAGCGGUAGGCCACAGAAGAUCUCCCCUUCACCUCUGGCCUGGCGACUCCAGAUCUUCCCUAGGUCCCAAGCAUGCCAGUCCGAUCACCGAAACCGUAAACUUCUUGGCUACCGUAAGAAGGCUGCAUCAACUACGCGCGUGUUCCUGAGUUGGCAGAGUUCCAUAGUCCCUGAGUUGCUGUGUUCUUCUCACAUCGUCACUCAAAUCAACUUCAAGGCACAGCACGGCCAUUCGUCGCCAAGACCUCCACUGAAACAGAUUCGCGAGCAAAGAUUCGCCAAGCUUCAUGCACCCGAGAACCUAACUUCACAUCCCAAUGAUCCCACACAUCGUCCCUCAAUGUCUCUCCCCCUCGAGCCUCGAGCCUCGAGCUAG